AUGGAUGCUUUAGCCCCGGACAACAACGAAGCCGAGGUAGACAACAAGGACUAUGAGAAUGUACAAGAUAAAUCUUUGUUUGAUUGGGAUUCUGUGGUUCUUGGUGGUCUUUGGGAGGAGAGAAAAUUGGAAUUCUUUCAUUAUCAAACUAAGAAUUCGCUCGAAUGCCAUUAUGAGAACACGCUUCGUUAUUACGCCAUUCUCAAACACUGGCUUACAGCUACUCUCCUCUACUCUCUAGACAUCCUGACGGCUCAACUUCGUUUUCUUUUCUGUCUCUCACUCGUUUUCUUUUCUGUCUCCUCCUCUCUGCUCCUCCUCUCUGCCUCGCUCUCUGGACGGCCGACGGCGCACAGCGCCCGCCUCCCUACGGCGAGCUCCACCGGCGUUGGUCGGCUCCCCACGACGAGGUCCACCGGCGUUGGUCGGCUCCCUACGGUCGCGGAGGUGCUUGCCAUCCUCGACUCCCAGGGCUUCGGCCGCCUCUCCGACGCCGCGGACGAUUCAGGCUCAGAGUACGAGGCCGACACGGGCGAUCCCAAUGCCGGCGAGAGGGACGGAGGCGGCGGGAAUGCAGCGGAGGACGCGCUGUCGAGGUCAGAGCUGGGAGCCCCGGCGGCGGCGGCUGCUGCUGCCUCUGCUGCUCAGGCCGGGGGCUUGUCAUGGAGGGGCCGCGCCGCGAGCCCGGAAUGCGAGAGGCGGCGGCCGCAGCACCAACAGCACAAGGGUAGGCAGCUAAGGCAGAGGCACGGCCACGACCACAGGAGGGGUUACUUUUACUGUCGCGUCGCGGAUUCGUCGCCCAAGUACCACCCAGGGCAGUCUUGCCGGAAGAUCAAGAGGAAGGAGCUGAGAUCUCAGACAGAAGAAGAGGAGGGCAACGACAAUGCAGUGGAGAGCACGGAGGACGGGCAUGAGAGAUCAGAUUGUACUGUUUGCACUGAUCAGACGGCUAAUGUUGAUGGCGAGGUGAACCAAGAUGGGCAUGGCUCUUCUAGUAAUGGAAGAGUGGAGGGUCGUGAUGAUCUUGCCAUGGUAUAUCAGAAGGAUGGGGAGAUGGAGAGGGUACUCGAGAAGCAGGCUGAGCUAAUUGGACAGUUCGAGGCUCAAGAAAAUGCUUAGAGGGAGUGGGAGGAGAAAUUCAGCCUGAGCCAGGAUUCAAUUAUGGUACACACUUUCCUUUUUCAGAUAUGAAUCAUUUUUUACUUAAUACGAAGUUAUUGCAUUUGACUGUAUAAAAAAUAAAAUGAGCUAAUAUUUUCAUAUUGCCCACUCAUUUCUGCUCUCCAACUUCCAAGAUAAUGUUAACUUAUUAAACAACAAGCUAAAUCAGGCUGAAAAUGCUAGUGGGAGGAGGGAAACUGCUCGGGAGAGCGAGGCAGAGAGGAGGA
This is a messenger RNA of Zea mays, 1391 nucleotides long. RefSeq lists its product as uncharacterized. The record is from RefSeq and is a predicted model, not a curated record. The transcript is spliced from 4 exons. NCBI's taxonomy places the organism in Eukaryota, Viridiplantae, Streptophyta, Magnoliopsida, Poales, Poaceae. The coding region runs from base 1 to 1122 and encodes 373 amino acids.